Onychostoma macrolepis is the source of this 1089-nucleotide messenger RNA. It is a transcript of the gene nrgna, whose product is annotated as neurogranin (protein kinase C substrate, RC3) a. NCBI's taxonomy places the organism in Eukaryota, Metazoa, Chordata, Actinopteri, Cypriniformes, Cyprinidae. The coding region runs from base 129 to 311 and encodes 60 amino acids. The transcript has 3 exons. Gene Ontology annotation, molecular function: calmodulin binding. The record is from RefSeq and is a predicted model, not a curated record.
GCGCAUUCAGAGAGCUCAGCACCCUGAAAGAGAGAGAGAGGGGCAACAUCUUUACCGAUAUAUUCUUCAAUCAUAGUUUUACUGGACAACAAGUCUUAAACUUCACAAACCUGUCAUCUCAAAUCGCUAUGGAUUGUCGAAACGAAGGAUGCACUCAGCCGCAAGAUGAGGACAUCAUGGACAUUCCACUGGAUGACCCAGCUGCAAACAAGGCUGCUGCUAAGAUUCAAGCUGGUUUUCGAGGUCACAUGACCAGGAAGAAAAUGAAGGAUGACAAGCCUAGAGACGAGAAACAACGAGAGCAGAAGUAGCUAAGAGGACCACCACCACCGCCCGAUAGCACAUCACUGCAAUAACCAGAGCUCUUUUGUUUAAAAAGAACCCUUCAGUGUAUGAUAUGAAAGCAUCGACAUCCAAACAACAUGCAGAGUUUGCCACCUGACUAGCAGAUUCUCUCACACUUUCCUCUUCUUCCUUUAGCAUUUGAGUGGCUGUUUCUUACUUGAAACAGGUUCACAGCAUGACAUUAUAAAUUCAAUUCAUUUUAAGAUAGAAGUUUGUUUGUGAUCUGUCAGCUUUCAAAUCUGAAGCGUUUUUCUUGUUGCUUCAAGCAAGGCAAGCCAAAUACUCUGUCUGGAGAUUUGUUGAUUUGUUUGAAGUUGUGCUUUACUUCUUUGGCUGUACUGAAUCUUACAAUAUACAAGUAUGCAUUUACUAAAAGUCAAUGUUUUUUCUAGCAUAAAUUUUGUUUAUGCCUGUUUAAUAAAUCAAAUUAAGUUCCUCAUAUAAGCUUUCUGUGUUCAUUGGACCUGUUACUAUUGGAUUUUUUGUGUUGAUGAUAAUAAAUAUGUUAAUUACUGCUCAGAUAUCUUUUUAAUUAGUCAAAAAAACGUGUUUUACAUGACAAAUAUAUGCAAGCUGUGAGAAACACUGAGCAUAUUGUUCGUAUUUCCAUACAGUGUGUGUCAGAUCCAUGUGAUUCAGUGAAGUAUUCCCACAGCUUAAUCAAUCUUUCAAACAGUGAGACUGUAUCCUUCAAAUAGCACAGAUGCUCAUUAAAAAUGGAUUUGCUCAAAUGCACUCCUUGCG